AUUUAUGAAAAUAGCGGUACUUUUCCUCGUGUAUUCUGGAAGUUUGUGUCGUCGGCCUUAUCUUGUUUAAUCGUACGGCAUCUCUUACCUUUUGGGGGGUGGUGGUAAAUCAGUCCUUAAAAUAUGGAGGAGACAAUUGAUGUCCCACUUGAAGGCUCCUCAUUCUUACGCCACUUUACUGUACCAUAUGAACAAGUGAAAGAUAAAAUCCACACAGAAGUAACUACAAUGAUACAUCCCGACAUAGGAUGGUACAAGUCAAGUGCUAAUCGUAAACAGUUUCCAUUUUUGAAUGAUAAAAAUCCUAUUGAUGCAAAGAUCAAUGCAGAAGAUGUUAUUUUACAGAAAAUAAUCAAUAAUUAUGAGGAUUUAUUCUUUUGUCGUCGUACUCCAGAGAAUGAAUCCAUCCGUCUCUUGUACUGUUGUCAUGCCUUGAAUCACUCAUUAAAGUGUAGAAAGCUUGUAAUAAAGAAUAAUGAAAAGGAAAAACAGUCUGGUGUUUCAGAUUCUCUUCGUGAUCAAGGAUUUCAUCGUGCACGUACUCUUAUUCUUGCACCGACCAAGGAAGCAGCUAGACGGAUUGUACAGACUUUUUUAAAAAUUAUGCCUAAAGGCUCUACUGUUUGUCAUCGACGUCGAUUUGAACAGGACUUUGGUCCACAACCAGGUGAUACAGAUAAGGUGAAGAAGAAAGGAAGAAAACCAAAGGAUUAUGAAGAAUGGUUCAGUGGUAAUUCAAGUGAUCACUUUCGUAUUGGUAUCUCAUUUUCUAAGAAAUCUGUGAAGUUGUACUCUGCAUUUAGCAAUUCAGAUAUCAUUUUAGCUUCGCCUUUAGGACUACAAACUAUUAUAGAUGGAGAACAAGAAGCUGACAUCCAAUAUAUUAUUGCAUCAAUUGAAUUAUUAAUUAUUGAUCAAGCUGAAAUGUUAUUAAUGCAAAAUUGGUCUACAGUUCAGCAUAUUGUAUCUUUGCUUAAUCAACGUCCAACUAAACCAGUAUUUGCAUCAGCUGCACGUAUACGCUUGUCUUAUUUAGCUGGUUAUGGUAAACGUUAUCGUCAAACAUUACUCUUCUCUGCUGUAUCAACAUUUUUGCUAACAUUAUUAUCAGGAGAAUGUGAAAAUUUUCAAGGUAUGAAUUAUAUUCCACCAGUAUCGUGUUACAAUGAUCUAUAUCCAACCUUUUUACCUGAAUGGCAACGUGUACCAGGAUUGAAACCGCCUGUUCUUCGUAGUGGUCAGAAACGUCAACAUUCAGAGACAGAUGUCAGUGAAGCAGACGACAAGCCGAUAAAUUAUAACUUCAAGUUACACUUAAUUUCAUUUCUAAUUCCUGGACAAAUAUCUGUGAAAUCAUCAUCUGGUACUAAGUUGGCUAAUGAAAACCAGCUGGAUUCAUCAGAUUCAGACAGUGAAGAAAAACAGCUGAGCAUUACUCCACUGCCUAUUUCUAGCUCAAAACAUUUGCCUACACUGGAUACAACAACCAAUUCUUUAUUAUUAUCGUGUAAACCACUUACAUUCACUAAUCAUGCGUAUAUGUCAGGACGUAAUAUUUCAAUAGCUCGAUAUACAGAGGAUUCAGAAGCUGAACGUUUUCGGACGCUGUUUUCUCAUGGUCGUAUUCGUAUAAUGUUAAUCACUGAACGUUAUUUCUUCUUUCGAAGACGAAAGAUUCGUGGACCACAAACUUUCAUCUUCUACGGACCGCCGACAUUUCCAUGGUUUGUUAAAGAAUUAUACGAUUUUCGAUAUGUUGAAGAUAAUGCACAAUACAAUAUGACUAUUCUAUAUUCUCCAUUGAUUGAAUCACACACUGUAUCUAUGAUAACUGGAUCCAUUGAAUGUUAA
Messenger RNA from Trichobilharzia szidati, 1851 nucleotides. NCBI's taxonomy places the organism in Eukaryota, Metazoa, Platyhelminthes, Trematoda, Strigeidida, Schistosomatidae. The record is from the annotation of a GenBank genome assembly.